Messenger RNA from Zychaea mexicana, 1194 nucleotides. RefSeq lists its product as uncharacterized. Lineage: Eukaryota; Fungi; Mucoromycota; Mucoromycetes; Mucorales; Lichtheimiaceae. The record is from RefSeq and is a predicted model, not a curated record. The transcript has 2 exons. Bases 1 to 1194 code for a protein of 397 amino acids.
AUGGCGACGCACACAACCACGAAGCUUUCUGUCUAUUUACAUCCUGAAUUCGGCUGGACUGCAGCCAACACAACCGCCCCUGUCUUUGGUCCCGGCUCCGUAUUGAGAGGUUCUGUACGUGUACAUCUACCAUCCAACCAACAACAACAGCCGGAUCAACUUCGUAUUGUGUUCCAUGCAUCUGAAACACUCACUGGCGUACCCAACGCCGACGCGUAUUCAGUCGAUGGUCGAUAUCGGCACGAGCAAUUCUUUGGAUCACAACGCAUCCUCUGGACAAGCAAAGACAAGCCAUUAGAAAAUGGCACGGAAUUAUCUUUCACGAUCCAACUACCUAUGGUCCAGUUUCCACCCUCCAUAGAAAUUGCCAACUUUUACGCGUGCAGGUUUCGUUUGUCAACUUUUCUCGAAGGCCCUACAAUCUGUAGCAGCAACAGCGAUAAUUAUGCUGCUGACAGUAGUAGUCGUCAUCGUCCCUUGAUCGCCAAAGCCCAAUGCCCGGUGGUCUAUGUUCCACAAAUCGAAACACGUGCCAGCAAAGAAGCCAGCAAUCAACAACAACAGACACGCCGGCCAUUCACCCUGGAAGCCGUCGACAAGCAACAGAGAAAUUUCAAACUGCAACUAGAUGCUUUGGAUUAUAUUGCAGGUGACACGAUUCAGCCGCUGAUCUAUCAGCCACCCGCGUAUCGCAUCAGUAUGAAGCUACUCCAAGUGUUCACCAUCCACGCGGGCAAACAAAAGACAUUUACUCGACCCAUCGCAGAAAGCACAAACACCCAGCUUUUGGAAAUACCAGAUGAAUCAAUCCCAUCAUUCACAUAUGGUCGCUUGGUCUCUGUCAGCUACAAGCUUCGUGUUUCGUUCCACAGCAGAGAGAUUGGUCUGUCAAGCCGGUUAUUACUACCGCUCAAGUCUUCAUCUUCGUCCGCAGUCGUGUCAUUCCCCGAUAUUCCGAUCCGCAUUGGAACCCUGGGUUAUGGUAUUCGAUCUUCGGACGAAUUACAAAUUUACACCGCUUUCCAGACCAUUUUCCGUCACAAGCAGCAAAAUACCAACAACAACAUGCCACCUUUACCAAUACCCAGAUACGUCUCAUCAGUCGGGUACAAGGAUACUUUACCGCUCUAUGAGAACUAUCAAUUACCAUCGUAUCAAGAACAACAACAGGGACAACAAGCAGCAACAAUAUAA